AUAUUAGUUCAAAUUCUGACAAUAGUCAUAAUUUUUCUUUUUCACAUAUAUUUUCUAAUAUUAAUUCUGAAGAAAAUGUGUUAAAUAGUUUUCAACCAAUGGUCAAUGACUUGAAAUAUUUAGUAACCGAUUUAGAAAAAGAAAUUGCUAAUGGUAACAAUCGACAUUUAAAAGUAGUACAACAUCAUAUACAAAAAACUCUUAAAAUCGCGAAAGAUAUUAAAGAAUAUUGUAAUCGUCUUGCUAACCCUCAAAUUUCAAAAGCAAAAGAAUGGACAAUGUUUUUAUCUUAA
This is a messenger RNA of Cetraspora pellucida, 293 nucleotides long. Lineage: Eukaryota; Fungi; Glomeromycota; Glomeromycetes; Diversisporales; Gigasporaceae. The record is from the annotation of a GenBank genome assembly.